AUGCCACUUAUGACAAUACAUUCAUUAUAUUUACAUUGGCCAUUUCAUUAUCGUCUUUGUUAUAUAUGGAUGUCAAUUGAUUUUACUUGUUCAACAGCAUCAUUUCUUACACUUGCUUCUAUGGCUUUAGAUAGAUAUUGGGCAUUAACUACACCUUAUUUUCAUUUACGUAAUCGUUCUUUAUCAUCUGUAUUAAUAUUUAUAAUUAGUUCAUGGGCUAUUCCAUUUGCCAUAUGGCCAAGUUCAAUAUUGAUUUCACAUUAUUAUAGCAAAAAGGAACCAAUAUGUGUUCAUCCAGCACCACCAUUUAUCAUUGUUCUAUUAUGUACAUUUUUUUAUUAUAUACCACUUUUAUUUAUGCUUGCUUGUUAUUCAAGAAUUAUAAUCAAUAUAAAAAAUAUUGAAGUAUUAAUCAAAGAUAGUUGCGAUACAAUGAAUUUAAAUUCAUCUGGUCAUGCUUUAAAACCAUCAACUAUGACAACAACAUCAAAUUAUGAUGGUUCUGCUCGUAAUGAUAAAAGUAGUAAUACAACAACAGUAACAACAUCAAUUUCAUCAAUACGUACUCGUUUUUAUAAAUAUUUUCAACGAAAUAGAACAAUAAAUUCAGUUAGAAAAGAAUCUUUACCUGCCAAUGAAAAAAAAUUUAUAAUACAUGAAGUAGUUAAAAAUCGAAAAAAUUCAAAUGAAUAUCAUCAUAACACAAAUCCAAAACGACGAUCAAUUGUCGUUGGUCAAGGUAGAACAUCAAAUGUGAUACUAGCAAAAACAUCAUCAACAUCAUCAUUGUCAUCAGUACCUCAUCAUCGUUUAUAUCGACAACCAAGAACAGCAGCAUUCAAAGGACAAAAACGUUAUUUCAACGAUAUUAUUGAAGAUAAUAGAUUAAAAAAUGAUUUAAUUAUUAAUCACGAAGAAGAACAAAAAUUAGUUCAAGCAUAUAUGAACACUUAUAGAUUAUCAUUACCAGCUACUCGUUAUGAAUCAUGUUGUUAUUAUCAACAUUCAGUUCCUACGCAAACAAUAAUAACAAAAGCAAUUGUUGAAAAUCAACAUCGAAAUAUUAUUAAUGAUCAUCAAUAUGAAAAUUCACAUCCACAUUCUUUACCAAGACAACGUAGUCAAUCAUAUUCACCAUCAUCUAUUGAAUAUCAUGGUAAUGGUGGUAUUAUAGCAGCAGAUGGAUCAAGACAUGAUUCAUCAUGUGACAAUUCUGUAGAUGAAGAACAUCGUCGUUUAAAUUCUCGUACUCAACAAUUAUGUUUAUCGAAAACACGUAAUACAAGUCGUUAUAGUCGACGUGCUAUAGCAGAAUUUAUGCAUCAAAGGCAUCAGGCAUGUUUACGACGAAAUCAAAAAGCAAGUCGAAUGCUCGGUAUUUUACUUGCUGUUUUUCUUAUUUGUUGGCUUCCCUUUACAAUAUCUUAUCCAACAUCAAUAAUUUAUCCAAAUAAAUUUCCAAGUGGUCUUGAAUGUAUUAUAUUUUGGUUUGGCUAUGUUAAUUCAUUAUUAAAUCCAUUUUUAUAUGUAUAUAGUUCACGUAAUUUUCGUCAAGCUAUUACUGAAACAUUAUGUUGUCAUGUUCGAUUGCAAUCACAACAACGUUUACGCUAUCAAUGGUCAUUUCGUACUGCUCAGAAAUAG
Molecule: messenger RNA, 1644 nt
Organism: Rotaria sordida
Lineage: Eukaryota; Metazoa; Rotifera; Eurotatoria; Philodinida; Philodinidae
Source: the annotation of a GenBank genome assembly